Perkinsus marinus ATCC 50983 is the source of this 930-nucleotide messenger RNA. RefSeq names its product cell division protein, putative. Gene Ontology annotation, molecular function: tRNA methyltransferase activity. The transcript has 9 exons. The record is from RefSeq and is a predicted model, not a curated record. Gene Ontology annotation, cellular component: cytoplasm. Gene Ontology annotation, biological process: cytoplasmic translation; tRNA methylation. Lineage: Eukaryota; Perkinsozoa; Perkinsida; Perkinsidae. Bases 30 to 923 code for a protein of 297 amino acids.
UUAGCUGUAGCUUUACGUUGGGUAUCGUUAUGGGACGGCUGUCCAAGGACAAACGGGAUAUCUACUAUAGACUUGCCAAGGAGGAGGGCUAUCGCGCGAGGAGUGCAUAUAAGCUCCUGCAGGUCGAUGAACAAUUUCAUAUCUUAACUGACGACCUUGAGCGAGUUGUAGAUUUAUGUGCUGCUCCUGGCAGUUGGAGUCAGGUCCUCAGCAAGAAGCUCUGCGAGAACCUGACAGGGUCUGAUGAUAAGAAAAAGCCGCUGAUAGUGUCAGUCGAUCUGCAAGAGAUGGCUCCUAUUCCUGAUGUUACUUGCAUACAGGGGGACAUCACCUCGGAGAAGACCGUCAAAGAGGUCCUGGAUUGUUUCGGUGGCCAGCUGUCAGAUUUGGUAGUAUGUGAUGGAGCCCCCGAUGUCACAGGCAUGCACGACAUGGAUGAGUACGUCCAGUUCCAACUGCUAUUGGCCGCCUUGAACAUCACUACACUACUCCUGAAGCCGGGCGGAAGCUUCGUAGCGAAAGUAUUCCGUGGGGAGAACGUAGAUCUACUUUACGCCAAGAUGUAUGUCUUCUUUGAGUGUGUUUGGGUAGCGAAGCCUCGGAGCAGCCGCAACAGCAGUGUCGAAUCCUUCAUAGUCUGCAAGAAUUUCCGGCUACCCAAGGGCUAUACCCCACGCCUCUAUAGUGCACACGAAUUCAAAACAGUGAUUGAGGCCUGUGGACCAACACAGGACGAGAAGCGACUGGUCCCGUUCGUGGCAUGUGGUGACCUCAGUGGCUACGACGCAGAUAUGAACUAUAGCGCUCCUACAGAUUCGAGUGAGCCCCUGGCACCAGUGCAACCUCCCAUCAACCCAGCCUAUGCUGACGCUAUUAAAGAGAAGAAGGAAUCUCAGAAUAAGAAGAGAGCGAAAUUGACGUGAACUACAA